AUGUUCGCCCAACCAUUCGAUCAUUCGUUCAACGAUUUAUUUAACCAGUACGUCAAUAUGGACUCUUCAGCGGUUGACGGAAACAAAGAUCUCUCGUUUCCCGGCGAUUUUGAACAGCUCUUCGCCUUGGACUCGCUGUCAACCGACUGUGGCGAUCUUUCUCCCCUUGUCUCCACACCCAAACGCCAGGUCCAGUCACCACAGCCGUGGCGUACAGGCGCUGUCUGGUGUCUUCAGGAAGAGACCGGCUUGUCUGACGAGCAGCGGAACUUCUCCUUGCAUGAAACCAUCCACCCUGCCGCAAUCUCAGACAUCAGCCUUAGCAGCCUUGAAGCACCUUCUCAGCCUCCUACGGAAAGUUUCACUCGUCCGUUUUCCACUUCGCCCUCCACUCCUCCGGCUACCCCCAGCAGCCGGAGAGUAUCCAAGAGUGCUCUUGUGACUCCCAAGACCAUCCGCCAUCGCGACCUGAAUGAUCGCCGUGGUCUCUUGCGGAAGCAGAGUUUCUCUCCCAGCCUGAUUCGCUCCUCGAAGCUAAACCAGAGUAGAAUGGCUUACCCUGAAGCUUGGGCGCAGCGGUUUCAGAACUUCAACCUGCGUAGCUCGGAUGAGCAUCUACCUCUAUCACCACCGCCGUCUGACAUCCUCGUCCAGCAUGAGAACCUUGCUAGUGACAACGCUGCGCAGAUGACCCUAGAGAACAAUAUCCACCCUUCUGACAGCCAACAUACCGACCUGAACUCGCAAUACGAUUCGUCCCUCUUCAUGUCAUCCCCUGCCGUCGAGAUGCCAUCUCCCUCCGCCGGGGCUCUGGCACGGCAGCAGCAGAAGAGGUAUUUAGGGCAUGCUAAUCCUUCUGCCUUGGUUCCCUCCAGCCCACCUUCUGCCGAUGAGAUCUUCCCCUCUUCGCAUUCCUCGGAUCCGUCGCUCUCCUCAUGGCAUUCCGAUGCCCUUGGGGCUUCGAGUUUGCCUUUCACCACUGCCGAUCUCCACAGCCACGAUGCGCAGGCGUGGUGGUCUCCCAUGUCUUCCCGUGUCACACAACGUCCGACUCCCUACCAAUCGAUGGCGGCAUCCCCCACGCCCCAACGGCCUGUCCAGGCCGUCCCCCAUCAGAACGAUCUGCUGCAAGGGGGGCUCAUGAUUCAGUUCGACCCCUCUUUUGACCUGCCGAGCGCACCCGACUCGACCUUUGCGUCGACUCCGCUACAUUCAACUCCAUCCAACCCCGAUGGCCGCUCCUUUGAUCAGAUGGCGGCCGUGCAUCACAAGUUCUCUAGCUCGAAUCCAUUCGCAACCCCUCUGACGCAUCACACCUCACGACAACCUUCCACCUCUCCCCGGAGCAGUACGUCACCCAAUGGACACAGCGUCCACAUGAAGAUGAACCACCGCCGGACACAUAGCCGCAAGCUGUCGGCGCAGUCGAACAGCGGGCCCAAGCCUGUGAAAGGGCCAUCCGGAAGCCCCAGGGGCGCCAAUAAAGCGGUCUCCGUCUCGUUUGUCAACUUCACCGCCCAUGAUAGCAAGAAGAUCCUGACAGGAGUCGCCCCGAGUGGCAGCUCGAAGACCAAGGCGCGGCGAGAGCAAGAGGCUAAGGAAAGACGACGCAAACUCAGCGAGGCCGCACUGAACGCCGUCCGGAACGCCGGCGGUGAUGUGGAGGCCCUAGAAGCUGUGCUUUGCUAA
This is a messenger RNA of Penicilliopsis zonata CBS 506.65, 1689 nucleotides long. RefSeq lists its product as hypothetical. The transcript has a single exon. The record is from RefSeq and is a predicted model, not a curated record. Lineage: Eukaryota; Fungi; Ascomycota; Eurotiomycetes; Eurotiales; Aspergillaceae. The coding region runs from base 1 to 1689 and encodes 562 amino acids.